AUGUCCGGCAUGCCUGGCAAACCCCGCGCCCUCCCCCACCCCAAGAACCCGCCGCCGCCCCCGUACACCUCUCCCCAUCUUCUCCGGGACUCCCUCCACUCGUCCCCCCUCAUCCAAUUCAACAAGUGGCUUGCGGAAGCAUCGGACCCUAAUGCUCCCACACCCGUGCGCGAGCCGGAAGCCAUGGCGAUAUCCACCGUCUCGCCAUCGGGCGUCCCCUCGUCCCGCUUUGUCCUCCUCCGCGGAGUGGACGACCGCGGUUUUGUAUUCUUUACAAACUACACGUCGCGCAAGUCGCGGGAGUUGGCGGAGAAUCCCAAUAUCGCGAUUGUGUUCUACUGGAAGGAAGUCGCGAGGCAGGUGAGGGUGAUUGGGCGGGCGGAGAAGGUCGAGAAGGAGAUCAGUGAUGAGUACUUUGGGGGGAGGCCAAGAGGGAGUCAGAUUGGCGCGUGGGCGAGCGAGCAGAGUAGUGUGAUUGGGGAGAAAACGCUCAAGGAGAGGGUGGAGGAGUAUGAGGGCAAGUUUGGGGAGGGGGACGUUCAGCGACCAGAGCACUGGGGCGGAUGGAGAGUCAUUCCAAACGAGGUGGAGUUCUGGGCGGGUCAUACCUCCAGACUGCACGAUCGAUUCAGGUACCUCGUUCAGCCUGAUGGGUCUUGGAAGGUCGACCGUCUCGCUCCCUAG
This is a messenger RNA of Dioszegia hungarica, 684 nucleotides long. RefSeq names its product pyridoxamine 5'-phosphate oxidase. The coding region runs from base 1 to 684 and encodes 227 amino acids. The record is from RefSeq and is a predicted model, not a curated record. Gene Ontology annotation, biological process: pyridoxine biosynthetic process. Gene Ontology annotation, molecular function: pyridoxamine phosphate oxidase activity; FMN binding. The transcript has 3 exons. NCBI's taxonomy places the organism in Eukaryota, Fungi, Basidiomycota, Tremellomycetes, Tremellales, Bulleribasidiaceae.